CCCAGAGCUUGUCUUCUGAGCAGCCAUGGGACGCCGAGGCUUCACAUUUCCUCCAAGCACAUGUCAGACUGAGACUCUGGGAAGAGAAUUCAUCACCUCCUACAUGGAGGACUGUGGGAACCCUAGUCAAUUUGAAAUGCAAAUUAGUGGCUACUUUGCCUUCACUUCAGUGUCUGUUUCCAUCUCCAAUUACACAGGCGACGGGGCAAGAUUUGAGAAGAAGAUUAUGGUAAAUCAGGGAGAGAUGGUGCGGGUCAGGUUACCAGAGUCAGUGGGAAUUAGGAGCUCUACCAAGUUCUCCAAGGUGGUCCUAGUCAAGGCUGAUAAAGAUAUCUCAGUAGUGUCUGUCAGCAACAAACAUGUGAGUCCUGAGACCACUGUGCUGUAUCCUGUCUCCAGCUUGGGAAAUGAACACUACAUAGUGACUCCCUCUACCCAAUCCUUAGAUAGUUACCCAGAGUUCUCUGUUAUGACUUACCAAGAGCCCAAUUCCAUGAAGAUCCACAUGAAAGGCAACUUACGUUACGAAACAGGAGUCUACUCCACUGGCAACACACUGGAAAUUAUACUCCUCGCUUUCCAAGGCUACCAGUUUCAAGGCAUAGGAGAUCUAUCUGGCACCAGGAUUGUUUCAGAAAAGCCAGUGGCUGUCUUGGUUGGCCAGGGGUGUUUUUGUAAUAACACAAAAUGCAACCAUGUCUUUGAGCAGCUCCUACCAGUUUGCAGCUGGGGUAGAACAUACAUCAUUCCUCCCUUACCCUGGUAGAAAGUAGAUGAAAUAGUCUAUAUCACUGCUUCCCAGAGCACAACUGUGUUGUACCAACUAGGGGAACAGCCAGAGACCGUUACUCUAGCAGGAGGCAGUGUACUCCAGCAUCCUGUUAAGCCCUGGAUCCCAAUCUACAUCUCUGCUAAUGUGAGCAUCCAAGUGGUGUUCUACAGCAUGGGCUCAGCUGUCCCUAAUUCCUCCCACGCCUUCCUGAUGAAUGUUCCAGAUGU
Messenger RNA from Gopherus evgoodei (Goodes thornscrub tortoise), 999 nucleotides. RefSeq names its product IgGFc-binding protein-like. NCBI's taxonomy places the organism in Eukaryota, Metazoa, Chordata, Testudines, Testudinidae. The record is from RefSeq and is a predicted model, not a curated record. The coding region runs from base 26 to 766 and encodes 246 amino acids. The transcript is spliced from 2 exons.